AGAAGACUGCAUACCUUUUCGCCGGAGAAGAAGGCUGCAGACGGCGAUGCUGGACGGCUGGAGACGGUUCGUAGCUCGCCAAAAGGUGAUGAAAAAAACUCACUGUUAUUUGGUCGACACUAGUGGUAUCAUACCUGGUGCUGCUGUUUCAGAUCUGCAAUUUAACAUCAUAAGUGAGGACCCAUUUAUUGUCCAUGGUCUCAAGAUUAUACCAUUACCGGUGUGGCAUGGAACUGGUUAUCGUUCUUUGGGGUUUCGUUUUGGCAACGUCUGUUACAUAAGUGAUGUUAGUGAAAUCCCUCAAGAAACAUACUCUCUCCUGGAGGACUGUGAACUGCUUAUCUUGGAUGCUUUGAGGCCAGAUAGGUCUUCAGCUACCCAUUUUGGACUACCAAGGGCUCUUGAGGAAGUUUGGAAAAUCAAACCGACGAGAACACUUUUCACUGGUAUGAUGCACCUGAUGGAUCAUGAGAAAAUAAACAAGGCUCUUCUGCAACUCAAGGAGACCGAAGAUCUUGAUGUUCAACUCAGCCACGACGGUAUGCGUGUGCCAGUGAGGUUAUGCAGCCUUUCACAAUCGUAAUAUAGUAAAUACACAGUAUUGUUAUUCUUUUUCAAGAAUGGGGGGAAAGUACGAAGUAGCUGAUUUUACAAUUGUUAUUCUGUUGGGGGCUUAAAUGGAGUGUUUACACUGGUUUGUGUUACAACUUGGGGAAUAUUCUGAGUUGUACAAAAGGAUGGCUGAAUCCCCUCUUAUGCUCCUUAGUAUUGAAUAUACAAGUGAAGAAAGAAGAAUUACUCCCUCCGCCCAAAAUUAAACUUCCCGGUUUGACCGGGCACGCAUAUUAAAAACAAAUGUAAAUGUAGUUGACUUUCUCAAAAUGCCCUCCACCCCAUUUCCCAAAAUGCCCUCCACCCCAUAGCUGUAUGCUCUGCCGUUGUGAACCCUAAUCUCGGCUAAAUCAAAGAAAUCUUUAAAUGGAAUGGCAAAACAACUUUAGAUUCUAAAUAAACCAGGCGCUCCCAAUUCCUCGAGAAGAAGCAUCGAAAUGGCCGCACUUGUGAAGAAGUCUAGCGAACAAGGUUUACAAGUGAACAGUGACCUCGUACCUUUUGACCUCCAAUUUAACAACCUCUAGCCACAAAUCAACAAGAAAGAACUCUGAAGUUUGUUCCCUUUUUAAUUCCGAUUCCAAUGAACCCAAAAACAUCAAGAACCUUCAAGAAAUUCAGGAGGAAUCAGCUUUAAAAAAUCGGCAUGAACAGUGUAGCGAGGUUGAGAGACAGAAUACCGGAGUAAGAUGCAGAGCGAGAGCAUGAGGUUGAGA
This is a messenger RNA of Cuscuta campestris, 1328 nucleotides long. NCBI's taxonomy places the organism in Eukaryota, Viridiplantae, Streptophyta, Magnoliopsida, Solanales, Convolvulaceae. The record is from the annotation of a GenBank genome assembly.